AUGUUUUUGACGAUAUUUUUAUUUUAUCUUCUUGUAACGAUUACAAUAUCAGUAACACAUGUGCCUGGUACUAUUCAUGUUGAAUUAUUACCAGAUAAUCAAGUAGCAAAAGGAAUAUAUAGACCAUCAGCAUCGGUUCAUUAUUCAAUUCGAUUUGAAAACGUACCUAUUAAUGAUGAUGUUAACAUUGGUGUAGAAAUUCGUGGUAGUAAUCCAGCAGGUGGACCUCGUGGUUAUAUUUUAAUGGCACAUAAUGUAACUCCAAUUAAAGAAUUUAUACAAACAACAAAUAAUCAUCUUCAAUAUAAAUUAAUACCAAAUGAAAUUUUUGCUGGUUAUAGUUGGUUUUUAAGACCAUUUGUUUCUUUUACAAAUGAAUCAAUGGGUUCAACAAAUAUGAUGAAUGCAGGUGCGUCAGAAAUGUUUUAUGUUCUUAAACAAUAA
Rotaria sp. Silwood1 is the source of this 444-nucleotide messenger RNA. The record is from the annotation of a GenBank genome assembly. NCBI's taxonomy places the organism in Eukaryota, Metazoa, Rotifera, Eurotatoria, Philodinida, Philodinidae.